Prunus armeniaca (apricot) is the source of this 819-nucleotide messenger RNA. NCBI's taxonomy places the organism in Eukaryota, Viridiplantae, Streptophyta, Magnoliopsida, Rosales, Rosaceae. The record is from the annotation of a GenBank genome assembly.
AUGGCCCUAACUUACCAUGGUGGUGCUUUGCUUGAAGGGGACCUCCCAGUUUCAAUUCUAUGGUAUGGAAAUUUCGCACCACCCCAAAAAUCCAUUGUUGUUGAUUUUCUUCUCUCUCUUAAUCAUAUUGAUCCACAAAAAGACCAACAAUCCAAGUCCUCAGUCUCUCUCUGGUGGGGCACAGUCCAAACCUACAUGAAAAAAGCUGGCAAAAAGCCAACCCGCAUUUCUCUCUCAACCCAACUCUCAGACAAAAACUACUCAAUUGGCAAAAACUUGAAGAAAUCUCAUGUCUCCGAGUUGGCUCACCGGGUCAACUCGUCACCCGGUGAGUUGACUCUUGUUCUCACAUCGCAUGACGUGGCGGUUGAGGACUUUUGCAUGAGCAACUGUGGGUCCCAUGGCCACAAAGGCAACUCGGUCUUCAUCUGGGUUGGCAACUCGGUGACUCAAUGCCCGGGUCAGUGUGCGUGGCCGUUUCACCAACCCGUGUACGGGCCACAGACAUCACCGCUGGGUGCACCCAACGGUAACGUGGGGGUGGAUGGCAUGGUCGUAAAUAUCGCGAGUCUUUUGGCCGGUUCUGUGACGAACCCGUUUGGAAGCGGCUACUAUAUGGGCUCGGCUGAGGCUCCCCUGGAGGCGGCUUCGGCUUGUCCUGGGGUGUAUGGGAAAGGGGCUUAUCCCGGUUAUGCUGGGGUGUUACAAUUGGACACAAGUUCUGGUGCGAGCUACAAAGCGAUUGGUGUGAACGGGAGGAAGUACCUCUCGCCUGCUCUGUUUGAUCCUAAUACUUCUCAGUGUUCAACCAUUGAGUGA